This is a messenger RNA of Osmerus eperlanus (European smelt), 572 nucleotides long. RefSeq names its product prokineticin 2 (gene prok2). Lineage: Eukaryota; Metazoa; Chordata; Actinopteri; Osmeriformes; Osmeridae. The transcript has 3 exons. The record is from RefSeq and is a predicted model, not a curated record. Gene Ontology annotation, biological process: endothelial cell proliferation. Bases 138 to 494 code for a protein of 118 amino acids.
UCUGUCCUCAACACAUGAGUUUAGAGGCCACUUCUCGCUGAAACUACCUCUAGCACAUUAAGACAGACAUAGAGUAUACACAGAAGAACAUCUAUUGCUUUGGAGGAAAUAAGAGCUUCAGGACAGAGAGCUUCACUAUGAGGUCCAUUUUCUCCCUGCUCUUCUGCCUAUUGCUGGUGUCCAAUCGAUCCUCAGCACUCAUCACAGGGGCCUGUAUCAAAGACGUUCAGUGUGGUGGAGGGAGUUGUUGUGCACUUAGUCUGUGGGUCCGGAGCCUGCGUAUGUGUGCUCCGAUGGGACAGGAGGGGGACAUCUGUCACCCCAUGAGUCGCAAGGUUCCAUACUUUGGCAAAAGAAUACAUCAUACCUGUCCUUGUCUGCCUUAUCUAGCAUGCAUUACAACAGCAGAGGGUAAAUCCAGAUGCCUUUCACCAUACCUGUACCAAGAUGUAUUAAUACCUCUGAGCAGAAUCAACUCUGCAGAUACAUUUUGAUGAUUCUGUUGUAAAGCUUAGCAGGGCAGUGCUAUUUGUUUUACAUAACUUACUUAAUAAAGUAUUUUUUUUGUUGGA